Messenger RNA from Vollenhovia emeryi, 912 nucleotides. RefSeq lists its product as uncharacterized. NCBI's taxonomy places the organism in Eukaryota, Metazoa, Arthropoda, Insecta, Hymenoptera, Formicidae. Gene Ontology annotation, molecular function: cytoskeletal protein binding. Gene Ontology annotation, cellular component: ciliary basal body. The record is from RefSeq and is a predicted model, not a curated record. Gene Ontology annotation, biological process: regulation of cell projection organization.
AUAUGUUAACGUUACCAUAGUAAAAUGUACAAGAUUGCGAAGACAUCUCAUAUCGACCUCCUAGCUAGGGCUCCUAGUAGACUUGGGUGGACAGGGAGAGUGUUAUAAUUUAGAAGAUAAACGACGUAAAUCUACAAAGACAAGAGAGAAAUUAGGGUGUUAGUGAUUUUCUCGAAAGAAUCAAAAUCUGAUGGAUUAUGCAGCUAUUCUCCGUCGAUACAGAUUUCGAAUAUGUACUACGAAAACCGAAACGGCAGAGAAUAUGCUUCGGAUCCGGACAAUCGCGCGAUACCUCUCGGAGUGGUAUGAGUUCUUUCAUGAGACACUAUACUGCGGAAGAUUACCCCAACGUAGGACCCGGCUCUUACGACGUCCUGAAAUCUUUUAACGCCAUUAAGACCAGGUUAUGCCCUCACAGUAUCAGCAAAAAGGGCUACAGCGGUCUCGCUCGAUUCGCCAAACCUGUCACUCACGUGAAGGAUUAUACAUCUCCAUCCGAUUACAUUUCUGCUAUUCCUAAACAUGUUAAGAUACAAAAACACCCGUUUGCGCCUUCCAGUGACAGAAAGAUCUUCGAUAUAAGCAAAAAUCCAGGGCCCGGAACGUACGUCAGUAAGGAGACAAAAGGUGUUACGUUUGAACAGUUUGGUAGUAGAGUUAAAAUGCAACUUGGUGUUGCUGUCAAGUGUUGCAAUCGCAACACUGAUAUUUGCAAAAUAUGUGGCAAAACACCAACGGGAGAUUAUUGGCACCUGAAUAAUAAAAUCUUCUUGUGUAAAAUCUGCAUGUCAAGUGAAUUUCAGAAGCAAAUGAAAUUUAAGAAAAAACUCGAAUUGUUUCGCGUAAGUUUUUAACGUUAUUAAUUUAAAUCUUCCUCCUAAAUCAUGCAUAGUGGCAGUAGUUUUCACUAAA